Molecule: messenger RNA, 2395 nt
Organism: Parasteatoda tepidariorum (common house spider)
Lineage: Eukaryota; Metazoa; Arthropoda; Arachnida; Araneae; Theridiidae
Product: homeobox protein MSX-1
Biological process (GO): regulation of DNA-templated transcription
Molecular function (GO): DNA-binding transcription factor activity, RNA polymerase II-specific; DNA binding
Source: RefSeq, a predicted model, not a curated record
UACCCCAUUGGCUCUGACGCCGUCGAAUAGCCGUUCUCCACCCGAAUCCACGUGCAUUUCAAACGGUAAAAGGUACUUUCGCCUGAUUUGAUCCCUUGAAUCCCGAGUAAUGCGCAGCAGAUUUGAAUUACUGCCACAGGGGAAGAUACGAGUUCUUUGUUUACACUUCUUUUAAAAUAGCAAGAUAAACUUACUGUGCUGUAUUUUACUUCAGGCAAGUUGUAUUUGAGACCUAUCAAUUCUCAUUAUACGAUAGUUUAUUCUGAAGCUUUUGUUUCGGUAAGGUUAUCUCGUAGUUUGAAAUUAAGUUCGGGAAAAUAUAUCUGUUAAUAUGUUCUAAUAACCAAGAAAAAAAAAAUUAUCAAGAAUAUCAAUAUUGGACAGAAAAGUUCCUUAAUGAAAUACUCUGCAUUUCGCAAACUGAACUUGAAAUUAUUUUUUAUUUCUGUGCUUAAGAAAUUGAUCGGCGAUUAGAUUUAAAACUUGCAAGAUGAACAUGACACUCACUGCACAGAUAGAUUGAAAACUUGUAGAAAAGACAUGAUACACAAAUCUAUCACGGCUAAGUUGUUUCCUAGAACUUUUAUGAAUACUGCACUACUUUAAGGUUCUGUAAUCUACAAUGAAUACACAUAGAAUUAUCUUUACCUAAAUCAACAUGUCCAGUGUUAAAAUUGAUGACAGUGGUUCAAAGUCUUCCCCUUCUCCUGCAUCUCCCGACAGCCGAGAAACAAGUGACCAUAAUCCACCCUCAACAAAAGUUACAUCAAUGGGUCUAAUUGCUGAAGAAGCGAAGCCUCGGCUGUCUGCUUUCACACCAGUUUCAGCCGGACAUCCGAUGCCCGGACUUCCUGGACUCACACCUUCUUUAGUUGGACUAUCAGAAUAUCUAAACUCUAGAAUGUUACCAUUUGCAAAAUUUGCAGACUUGGCAGCGAAGAGUUCUGCUGAAAGUUCUAGUCUUCUGGCAAAUAGGUCAUCGGUCGUGGGGGGUUCUAGUACAGACGGAGCAUCCCCUGCAGCGGACACUUUUCCACCUGUGUUCCGUCCUAUGUUUCCACCAGGCGGACUUUUUCCAGGUGCAGACACUGCCCUCAUUUAUAGGGGACUUGGGGAGUUCCCCCUUGCACCUACUGGUCUCCCAGCAUUUUUUCAUAGGAGAAGACGCAAGGAUGGUCGGCAGAGACGCCAAAGGACAACUUUCACCAGUGAGCAAACUCUUCGUCUGGAAAUGGAAUACCAUCGCAAUGAAUAUAUUAGUCGUCCUCGGAGGUUUGAACUGGCAGAAUCAUUAGACUUAACAGAAACUCAAAUUAAAAUUUGGUUUCAAAACAGAAGAGCCAAAGAUAAGAGAAUAGAAAAAGCUCAAAUGGAUCAACAGUUCAGGUGUAUGGCAUUGGCUAAUUCAUUAGGAUCUCUUUAUGCACCACCAACUUCCACCUCCGGAGUUUGCCCGUCAUUUUGUGGAACAUGCUAUUACAAACCGGGAACUUCCCCACUUCUAAGUUCUCCCUCAGCUACACCGUCAUCCAUGCUCACUUCCAGGUUUUAGUUUCAAUAAAAUGGAAGAUGUUCCUGAAGCUAUAGUUUUCCCGAAAUCAAUAGCAAUCGAUCAAUAUAAAUCAAACUUUCAAUAAAAAAAUUAUCUAUCUAGUUGAAAUUUAACAGCAGGGAUGGGACACAUACUUUAAAUGUCAGCAAGAUAAGACUAAAUUUGGAACUUGCUAUUGCAUAUUUGAAGGACAUAGCUUGUUGGAUUGAUGAAACUAAAACUAUAUUGAGACAAUUGUUGCAAACAUUUUAUCAUCAACUAAAGAUAUUUUGUGAAGUCAUACCGGUGAUUAGGUUAAAGGUUGCAUUUUCUGACUAUUCUAACAGUAGUUCUGAAUUAUGAAACGAACGAUGCUCAAAGGUUCUAUGAAUUCCUAAACAUAAUUCAGUUUCAAAACUAUAUAACAGAAUAAUCCAUGAAGAAGUGCUAAGGUAUUAGACAAAACGUGUUUCUAUUUUUACAGCAAAGCCAUGAACUGUGCUAAAUGCAUAAUUUUCGCCAUUCGCUGUUUAAAAAAAAAGAAGAAAUAGAUUAAAGUUCCUGCAUGAACAACGAACAAAAUCAAUAUAAAAUUUGCUCUGAGCACUGAGCUGGUUCAGUGCAUAUUUGUGAAUUGAUUUUAUGAUUCCAAUACUUAUUUGGUAUUUAUUCUUUUCAAUAUAUUCAAAAGAUUAUUAAUGAUCUCUUGAGAAAUAAUAAGUCAAAGAGUUUUCUAGUCCUAGUACUCCUUUAAUUUACAAGUUAACAAAUGAGUGAAUCACUUAAUAGAGUUAUAACAAUGUAUUUUAAAAAUAAAAUGUUAUAGGUUUACUGUAUAAGAUUUUUUUUUCUUAACACUUUAUA